GUCCGGGCUGUGUGCAAGCACUUCUCCACCCAGGUGAACUCCUCGUCCCUCAGCUCCCCACCGGGGCGAGGCUCCAUGGCUGCCCCCUCACUGCACCCCGCUCUGGGACCUGGCAUCGGCUCCUCGCUGGGCUCCCCGGGGCAGCUGCACUCGCCCAUCAGCACCCUGAGCUCGCCCAUCAACGGCAUGGGCCCGCCCUUUUCGGUCAUCAGCUCCCCCAUGGGCCACUCCAUGUCGGUGCCCACCACGCCCACCCUGGGCUUUGGCACGGGCAGCCCCCAGCUCAGCUCGCCCAUGAACCCAGCCAGCGGCAGCGAGGACGUCAAGCCCCCCCUGGGCCUCAAUGGCGUCCUCAAGGUCCCCGCCCACCCCUCAGGAAACAUGGCGUCCUUCACCAAGCACAUCUGCGCCAUCUGCGGGGACCGCUCCUCAGGCAAGCACUACGGGGUGUACAGCUGCGAGGGCUGCAAGGGCUUCUUCAAGCGGACCGUGCGCAAGGACCUGACCUACACCUGCCGCGACAACAAGGACUGCUUGAUUGACAAGCGACAGCGGAACCGGUGCCAGUACUGCCGCUACCAGAAGUGCCUGGCCAUGGGCAUGAAGCGGGAAGCUGUGCAGGAGGAGCGGCAGCGCGGCAAGGAGCGGAGCGAGAACGAGGUGGAGUCCACGAGCAGCGCCAGCGAGGACAUGCCGGUGGAGAAGAUCCUGGAGGCAGAGCUGGCCGUGGAGCCCAAGACCGGGGCCUGCGUGGAGGCGAACACGGGGCUGCACCCCAGCUCGCCCAACGACCCCGUCACCAACAUCUGCCAGGCAGCCGACAAGCAGCUCUUCACCCUCGUGGAGUGGGCCAAGCGCAUCCCGCACUUCUCUGAGCUGCCCCUGGACGACCAGGUCAUCCUCCUGCGGGCCGGCUGGAACGAGCUGCUCAUCGCCUCCUUCUCGCACCGGUCCAUCGCCGUGAAGGACGGGAUCCUCCUCACCACCGGGCUGCACGUGCACAGGAACAGCGCCCACAGCGCAGGGGUGGGCGCCAUCUUUGACAGGGUGCUGACGGAGCUCGUAUCCAAGAUGCGGGACAUGCAGAUGGACAAGACGGAGCUGGGCUGCCUGCGCGCCAUCGUCCUCUUCAACCCUGACUCCAAGGGGCUCUCGAACCCGGCCGAGGUGGAGGCCCUGCGGGAGAAGGUGUAUGCGUCCUUGGAGGCCUAUUGCAAGCACAAGUACCCCGAGCAGCCGGGAAGGUUCGCCAAGCUCCUGCUCCGUCUGCCUGCUCUGCGCUCCAUUGGGCUCAAGUGCCUGGAACAUCUCUUCUUCUUCAAGCUCAUCGGGGACACGCCCAUCGACACCUUCCUCAUGGAGAUGCUGGAAGCCCCGCACCAGAUGACUUAGGCCCGCUGGCCCGUCCUUCCCGCCCACCCGGUCUGGCCGCCCUGCCUGGACGCCAGCUGCUCUUCUCAGCCUGAGCCCUGUCCCUACCCUUCUCCGCCUGGCCUGUGUGGACCUUCGGGUGCAGCCCGUCACUGCUCUGCCUGAGAGAUGUGCUGUCAUCUUCCUCAUUGUUAUUAUGACUUGUCUUUGGUCCAGGGCAGUGGCCUUCCCGAGGCAGCAGCCAGAGUGGCAAGAACUAGUGUGAGGCUCUCGGCCGCCUGCCAUCCCCCGGGGGGGCUCUUAGGGCCCGGCCCCUGGAGCUGCAGGAUCCGGGAAGGGAGGCUUUGUUUCGGUUGCUUUUGUUGCUGGUUUUGAGGCUCUCCCUGUGCAGCCCUCCUGUCUGGAGUGUCCAUCUUUGUCUGCUCUGAAUACUGGUGCCCGCCAGCCCGGGACAGCCCCCCAGGAUCAGGAGGUGGGGACAGGUGGGGCAGGCUGGUGUUUCAUGGCAGAAGACCCCACCCGCCCCGGGAAGACGAGAGGGGACUCCGGGGGCCAGCAGGCUUCCCUUUGCUCAGAGCAAAGGGGGAGCAGCCCCUUUUUCCAAAGAUGACUCUCGAUUUUGCCCUCGA
Propithecus coquereli (Coquerel's sifaka) is the source of this 2000-nucleotide messenger RNA. It is a transcript of the gene RXRA, whose product is annotated as retinoid X receptor, alpha. The record is from RefSeq and is a predicted model, not a curated record. The transcript has 10 exons. Gene Ontology annotation, cellular component: nucleus; RNA polymerase II transcription regulator complex. Lineage: Eukaryota; Metazoa; Chordata; Mammalia; Primates; Indriidae. Gene Ontology annotation, biological process: response to retinoic acid; negative regulation of transcription by RNA polymerase II; anatomical structure development. The coding region runs from base 76 to 1392 and encodes 438 amino acids. Gene Ontology annotation, molecular function: nuclear receptor activity; retinoic acid-responsive element binding; nuclear steroid receptor activity.